Molecule: messenger RNA, 237 nt
Organism: Staurois parvus
Lineage: Eukaryota; Metazoa; Chordata; Amphibia; Anura; Ranidae
Source: the annotation of a GenBank genome assembly
ACCGAUCACGGAAAGAGCCGAAGAUGUCGACUCGGACAUGUGCUCAGCUUUGUCCAAUCACAGCUGAUCACACUGAUCAUCAGUGCACCAUCUGAGCUGCCUUUCAGUGUCACCCAUCAGUGCCAGUCAGUGCCACCUAUCAAUGCCAAUCAGUGCCACCUAUCAGUGCUGCCAAUCAGUGCCACCUAUCAGUGCCAGUCAGUGCCGCCUAUCAGUGCCUGUCAGUGCUGCCUCAGU